GCAGCGAGUAGGACCCACCGGGUCGUACGCCUGCCUGCCUGCCUGCCUGCCCGCGCGCGAUCAUGGCUGCUCCGGUGGGGCGGCAGAGCCUCUCGCCCGCGGCUCCCAGCUAAUCCCCCCAGGGCGCGAUGGAGCCCGGCGGCCCCGAAGAGCCCCCGCGUCUCCUGCAGUUACUGCGGAAACUCAAGGAGGUCUUUGAUGUAUGUGACGAAGACGCUGACGGCUUCAUCCGGGUGGAACACUUCGUGGCCCUCGGGCUGCAGUUCGGCCAGGGGGAUGAGGUGGAAAAAUUUGCCAAAUACUUGGAUCCAAAUGAUCUGGGCAAGAUCAGCUUCAAAGAUUUCUGUCAUGGAGUAUUUGCCAUCAAAGGCUGUGAAGAGUUACUGAAAGAUGCUUUAUCGGUUGAAAGUCUUGGGCUUCGGCACUACGAGACUGAAUAUGUGGAUUACUACUAUCAGGGCACUGAAACACCAGAGAGUAGCUACGGGGACCGUGAAAGUGCCUUCAGCGAAUCAGAUCUCUUUCCAGAUGAAGACACCAUGACCUUGGCCCAGCAGGAAGUCCACCAUGAGUCUGAUAUGGACAGUGCCAUUGAAAGUAACCACAGUCCAGAAGCAUCAGUUGUGUGCAAGGUUGAGAAGGAUGGUGUGUUGAAUGGCCUCUUCCUGCCUGGAGAUAAAUCAAAUCUGCUGAACCCUGCAUCUUCUGAUCUUUCCACCUAUUCCACUGCCUCUCUGAUCAGUAAUGAAGAACAAUUUGAAGAUUAUGGAGAAGGAGAUGAUGUAGACUUCACCCCCAGCAGUCCUUGUCUUGAUGAUGAAAGCAGGACACAUGCCUAUUCUGACCUUGGCUCAUCCGUUUCUUCCAGUGCUGGUCAGACCCCACGGAAAAUGAGGCAUAUCUAUAACAGUGAGCUCUUAGAUGUCUACUGCACCCAGUGCUGCAAGAAAAUCAACCUCCUUAAUGAUCUGGAAGCCAGACUGAAAAACCUAAAAGCCAACAGCCCAAACAGAAAGAUCUCUAGUACAGCUUUUGGCAGGCAGCUUUUCCACAACAGCAACUUCAGCAGUAGUAAUGGCAGCACAGAGGACUUAUUCAGAGACAGCAUAGAUUCGUGUGACAAUGAUAUCACCGAAAAGGUGACGUACUUAGAAAAAAAAGUGACAGAGCUGGAAAAUGAUACCGUAACAAAUGGGGACCUGAAGAGCAAAUUGAAGCAGGAGAAUACACAACUAGUUCACAGAGUGCAUGAGUUAGAAGAACUGCUGAAAGACCAGGAGACUUCAGCUCAGCAGACCCUAGAAGAAGAGAUCAAGAGGCACAGAGAAGCCUACAGCAAAUAUGAGAAGGAGAAGAGCACGGAGAUUGAGCUGCUAAACACACGGGUUCAGCAACUGGAAGAAGAAAACUGUGAGCUCAAAACCACUGUCCUACGACUGAAAUCACAAACUGAGAAACUGGAUGAGGAGAGGCAGCGAAUGUCUGACAGAUUAGAAGAUACCAGUCUGAGGCUGAAGGAUGAAAUGGAUUUGUAUAAAAGGAUGAUGGAUAAACUGAGGCAGAACAGGCUGGAAUUUAACAAGGAGAGAGAAGCCACUCAGGAGCUCAUUGAAGAUCUGAGAAAGGAGCUGGAACACCUUCAGUUGUAUAAGCUUGACUGUGAGCGUCCCGGUCGAGGAAGAAGCUCUUCCAGCUUGAGUGAAUUCAACGCUAAGACGAGAGAAGUGGAAAUGGAACAUGAAGUUAAACGUCUAAAACAGGAGAAUCAAAAACUCCACGACCAGAACGAUGACCUCAAUGGGCAAAUCCUUAGCCUCAGCCUUUAUGAAGCUAAGAACCUUUUCGCCACGCAGACAAAAGCCCAGUCACUGGCAGCUGAGAUUGACUCUGCCUCCAGGGAUGAGCUCAUGGAAGCCCUCAAAGAACAGGAGGAGAUCAACUACAGAUUGCGCCAAUAUAUGGACAAGAUCAUCCUGGCCAUCUUAGACCACAAUCCGUCCAUCCUGGAAAUAAAAAAUUGAAGAUUGGGGCGGGAAGGGAGGUGGGCAGAUAGGAUGCCUUUAGAUUCAAGUAUCUCUAUUUGCUAUGUAUAUGAACUUAUAAAUAUAUACAUAUAUAUAACUCUCUCAAUACACAUGACGUACAAAACACACACACACACACACACGUAUAUAUAUUAUAUACAUAUAUAUAUAUAUAUAAAUAGAAAAACAACUUGUGUGGAUACACAGGGCGUGUUUAUAUGAGCUUAGUAUAUUUUGUGUCUCAUAAUUUGCAUCGAUCCAUUUUCCAUGCCCUUUCUCUGUGGGGAUGCUAGGGAUUACAACUGAAAAAUCACAAAACUGGAUUUUGCACUGUUUUAGAUACGGGACAGGAAAAACAAAUGAUACUACCUCUAGAUGAAAAGAUAAAACACGAUGGAAACUAACUUGUGCGAGGCCUUUUCCUAGCCUACAAACAAUACUGAGUGUUAAUGUCUUACAAAUUGCCUCCCUGUCAUCAUCUCGGAAAUAUCUUGUAUUAUCAGGUUGAAUUCUCACUGGUGCUGCUGGCUGUGUUGUUUUAACUUUGCCCGAGUUAUGCUUCUGAAAUCCUCUCCUUGGAUCGGGAUGUAUGUAGGAUGCAAAAGUGGGUAUUCCAGAAAACUUGCAGGUUUCUGCUUGAACCUGGGCUGUUUUAAUCGGAAAGAAAUUUCUACAUCUCGAACCCAAUUGGCUAUGAAUCCUUUGGGAUGGGUGACCAGUCUGUUGUAUUCCAGGGGAAUCUGGGGUACCCAAGAAAACAGUGGGUCCUGGGGUUCCAUAUUUUCUUGAACUUAUCAGACUGUUCCUGAGGUGCUUUUUCUGGUUUUGGGUUUUAUCGCAAGAUCAUCAAGGACCCUAGUGGUGGGAGAUUGGGAGUCGUAAAUGUUGGGUGCGUCAGGGCUACAAAACAGUCCCAGCCCUGUUUCAGCUUCGGCAACAGCAUUAAAAAGUGGUAGUUGCAGAGGGCUAUUUGGCUCCACACAAAGGGUGAGAACUUUGAGAACUCGGGGCUGCCACCAUAACAAAUAGAAACCAAUUGUUUUUAAAUCACUCUGUUUUAUAUUGCUUUUAGGCACUCGUGGGUGACAUUGACCCUGUUCUUAGAGACAAGGCAGCAUUUUAAAUGGUUUUUUUUAACAGGUUUAGGAAAAAGUUGUUUGUUUAUACACGCUAAUAUUUAUUUGAUGCAAUUCUGGAGUUUCACUGAAAAGUUUUGCCUACUUCACUGGGGGUGAUUAGCGCAGAAAAGCCAAA
Molecule: messenger RNA, 3278 nt
Organism: Ahaetulla prasina
Lineage: Eukaryota; Metazoa; Chordata; Lepidosauria; Squamata; Colubridae
Gene: RAB11FIP4
Product: RAB11 family interacting protein 4
Exons: 15
Coding region: 129-2021 (630 amino acids)
Biological process (GO): endocytic recycling; regulation of cytokinesis
Cellular component (GO): cleavage furrow; endocytic vesicle; recycling endosome membrane
Molecular function (GO): calcium ion binding
Source: RefSeq, a predicted model, not a curated record